UGUGCUUGACACUUUCCUCAACUUGCCUUGACAAGUGCCAAGUGCAUGGAAAAGAUUUUUACUCGGAAACAAAAAUUCCAAAUUGAACGUUAGCGAUCCAAACAGCCCGAACGAUCGGAUUGUAAGGAUGGACGGUCUGAAGUUCUCCACACCCGGUGGCGUUUUAAUCAAUGGGGCCAAGCACAUGACAGAAAAUCUAGGAGAGCUGGAGAUAAGGACCGACGAGCUGCUGAACGAAGCGGAGCAUGUGAACCAGGAUUUGGCCAACUGCCGAAUGUUCCGCGAAGAGCAGCUGCUGAAGCAUCUGGCGACGAACAACAGCGACGAGGAGCAGAUGGAGAUGCUGCGCGACAAUAUGGAGCUGAAAGUGACCGCCGAGGAGUUCCACCAGGGUAUCGAGCUGAUCAUGGACAAGUACCGGCAGCACUGCGAGGGCGACAUGUUCGUCGAUAGCUAUCAGCUGAGGGAGCGCUACAUGGCCCGGCUGGAGCAGGUCGUCAAGGAGCAGGACGCCCGGAUCGAGCACAUGGUGGAGGUGAUCAAGCUAACCGCCGAGCUGGAAGAUCGCUCCAGUGACGAAAACCAGGGCAUUAUACGCCAGUUAAUCGGCGAAAAUGAGCAGAUGCGACGUCAGCUGCAGAUCAGUAGCGCCGAUCAGAUCUUCCACCAGGGAUCUCUCGGUUCCAGCGAGAGCAGCACCCAGAUCGAGCUAAGCGCGUCCACUGAUCCCGACGCCUCCGGCACGAACAGCAUCAGCAGUCUGGAGAGCUUUCUAUCAUGCCUCUCGCCGGUCAACAUGGAUGAUGACGAUUGCUCCUCCAGCAGCUCGUUGGUGAGUCAGCUGGAGGUUAACCGCUUCAUCGAGGAAGCUCUGGCCGAGGAUCCCAUGGAGCUGCCGCCCAUUCAGGCGGAAAAGGCAGAAUAGGGAUACCAAACUUGCACACCCAACACCUAACACAAACAUUAAAUAUUGGCACUUGCGUUGAUUUACAUAGUCUUGACGUUGGACCCUCACCUUUGAAAUAAAUUAUAGUUCGGGAUGGGAACUCACUUUUAAUUUAGAUAUCUUUAGUGAAUUCCCCAUCCGAAAUAUAAUUUAUUCAACACCACACUUUCUGUAUGAUGUUUUCCCACUGUUACCUGUUGCUGUUUGUCACUUUCAUAAAUAUAUAUAUAUACCAUUUUA
Drosophila elegans is the source of this 1186-nucleotide messenger RNA. Its product is annotated as FGFR1 oncogene partner 2 homolog. The record is from RefSeq and is a predicted model, not a curated record. Bases 128 to 925 code for a protein of 265 amino acids. Lineage: Eukaryota; Metazoa; Arthropoda; Insecta; Diptera; Drosophilidae. The transcript has a single exon.